CUGGCUUAGUGAGAUAUACCCUUUCGCAACUCGACGGAUUAAUGGGAUUGCUCUUCUGAUUCCACAUAGCUCAUGCUCCAACCAUGGACAAAGCUAGCCAUUAUUGUCUUGGUGGCUACGGGAAAACUAUUCAUGGCUAACCCUACGAUACUUGUAUCGCUGACCAACGAUGUUUGGGUUAGGACAAUGAUGUCACAACACACAGCAAUAUUGCUCGCUUUCUUUCUUGGCGAGAUGCUAGCCAUAUAUAAUAGCAGCAUACAAGUGUUCACCAUGGCCAUGGGACAAAAGAGCAUAGCCAUGUUCAUCCUCACCAUCUCCUUUAAUACACAAGGGAAUGGGUACAAACCCAUGAAUCUAAGCUCAUGGGAAAUAUUCGUGCUAAACUUUGGGAGUAGUGACUCGGCAAGCAUGGAUGGGUGAAUGUUGCCCAUCUGACAAAGCAAGAUAUCUGCAUAAGCAAGAUAUCUGCAUAAUGUAGUUUCAAUCUUUUAAUUAUUUUUCUUGAGCAUCAAAGGAUUAAGUCAGGUGGUUAGCAUCAGAAGAAGGGAUCAGGCCACCCAUUUACAAGCCCCCAAACAGUUGCCUUUCCUUCUCCUAUCACUGCUUUCAAAUUUAUCCCUUUUAUCUUUGUGAAAACUUCACAGAGAAAUUGCUGUAUUUCAUAUUUGUAUAAUGCGGGUUUCUUAUUACAGAAUGAGAGAGUGUUUGAAAGGGACAAUAGAGGGUGCAUUUAUUG
Rubroshorea leprosula is the source of this 739-nucleotide messenger RNA. The record is from the annotation of a GenBank genome assembly. NCBI's taxonomy places the organism in Eukaryota, Viridiplantae, Streptophyta, Magnoliopsida, Malvales, Dipterocarpaceae.